Molecule: messenger RNA, 396 nt
Organism: Geodia barretti
Lineage: Eukaryota; Metazoa; Porifera; Demospongiae; Tetractinellida; Geodiidae
Source: the annotation of a GenBank genome assembly
AUGGAAUACCGCAUCAACCACGUACACAUCCGCGCCGCGGACCCCCACGCCACGGCGGCGUGGUACGAGAAGCACUUCAACGCCCGCAUCGUCUCUGAGCGGGAGGUGAUGCCGCGCACCAUCACCAUCGGCAUGGAAAUGGGCGGGCAGUGCCGGCUCAACGUGUCGUCCAAGCCGCCGGGAUCGUCCGACGACCGCGCCGUCGCGGAGUUGAACCGGCUGGGAUUGGAGCACUUCGGGUUCGAUGUGGAAGACCUCGAGGCGGAGAUGGCGCGACUCACCGCCGCUGGCAUCCGCACGGUGUUGCCCAUCACCGAGACGCCGACGGGGUCGAAGCUGUCGUACAUCGAAGGUCCGGAUGACGUGCUGAUCGAACUGGUACAACCGGCGGCCUAG